Molecule: messenger RNA, 714 nt
Organism: Homarus americanus (American lobster)
Lineage: Eukaryota; Metazoa; Arthropoda; Malacostraca; Decapoda; Nephropidae
Exons: 1
Coding region: 1-714 (237 amino acids)
Source: RefSeq, a predicted model, not a curated record
AUGAUUCAAGAAGAUAACAGGAAAAGUACAAGUCCAUCACCAUUUUACCAUAAGUGUACGCCAGCAUUGUUUGUUAUAAAAACAACAAAUGGGGAAUGCAUCAAUCGUCCAUGGCUCUGUUUCUCACCCAAUACAAAUAAAGUUUACUGUUUUGUUUGCAAACUUGUCUCAACUAAAGAUGUGGCAUUAUCCACUACUGGCUUCUGCGAUUGGAAGCACGCCACAGAAAGUUUGUUCGAGCAUGAAACUUCAAAGCCUCAUUUGGAGGCUGUAAGGUUAGUUACACAUCGUGGAAGAACUCCAGGGCAUAUACACGAGGAGCUUGAAAAGCAAGAAACCGAAGCAUGGGCUUAUUGGACUUAUGUGCUCAAACGUGUGGUGAGCACUAUCAAGUUUAUAGCAGAGCGCGGUCUGGCUUUUUGUGGCAAUGACGAACUAGUGGAUUCUCCUACAAAUGGUAAUUAUCUCGGCAUCUUAGAACUUAUUUCUGAAUAUGACAAUUUCCUUGCAGCACAUAUUAAAGUACAUGCUAACAAGGGUACUGGGCACACCAGUUAUUUGUCCUCAACGAUAUGCGAAGAGAUCAUUGCCGUAAUGGGCGAAAAUGUAUUGCGAGAAAUUGUGUCGAGAAUUAGGCAAAGCAAAUAUUUCUCUGUAUCCGUGGACUCGACUCCCGAUGAAGCUCACAUAGAUCAACUAACAGUAAUCAUUUGA